This is a messenger RNA of Cryptococcus deneoformans JEC21, 2471 nucleotides long. RefSeq names its product expressed protein. Bases 226 to 582 code for a protein of 118 amino acids. NCBI's taxonomy places the organism in Eukaryota, Fungi, Basidiomycota, Tremellomycetes, Tremellales, Cryptococcaceae. The record is from RefSeq and is a predicted model, not a curated record. The transcript has 4 exons.
CUUCAUUCCCAGCUAUGUCGAUCUCUCCCUCGCUGCAUUAUAAUACUAUCCUCCUGCGAUCGAAUGCUCGCAUCCUUGCCCACAUUAUUCUCUAAGUUGUAUUGGGAGUUGGGGCUUCGGAAUGAUUGUGGAAUAAUACUUGGUUGUAAGGGAUAUACUGGGUAGGAGGCACAUGGUAUUUUGAAGUUGGGUAAUGCUGUGGAGCAGGGGGAUAGUAUUGUGAUAAUGGUGGAUAGAAUUGGGAAGAAGGGGGUAAUUGGGGGACCGAGGGUUCAGGAGGAAGAUGCUGCAUUUGAACAGCAUGUGACGGAUAUAUUUGAGAGGGGGCAGGAUAUUGUGACCGAGAAUGCUUUUUUGGACGAAGAUUGGGCUAUAAAAUAUGACCAACUUCAUUCGGUACCUCGACAAGAUCUUCCUCAUUUCCUUCCUCAUCAUCGCUAUCUGGGACAAGAACUCUUCUGUCUUCACCUGCAUUCUCAGCUUCUUGGUUUUUGUCGACCCUUCGAGACGCUUGAACACGCGCACAGUCUUUGGUAUAGGCAAUCCAUGGGAUUUUGUAAACGAGCCACUGCACGGGUGUGAUUCUUCAAAGUCAUCGACACCUUCAUCGUAAUCACCCAAAUAUCUUUUGGCCAAAGUCAACUGCUCAGCAAGAAGCUUCAUUGCAGCGCGGGAUAUGGAGCCUUUUAACUAAACAAUUAUAUCAGCACGAUUACAAAAAGGACAGAAAGAAGGAAGGAACAUACCCGAACAAAAGUACUGGGAAUAUGUGUAGCACACCUCGUUCUCUCGAGCUCAAUUCUUUUCAAAAUUUUCAACCACUGCUGAUCAAAAUACGUACUUAGAGACCCAAUGACAAGCAGAAGAUCACCGUACUUGGUGUCAAUUGAUUUCUUAAGAGUUGCGUGCUGACCUUCUAAGCGUGAAUUACCGGUUUGUCCGAAGUGAAGUUGCUUGUUGAUAUAGGCAUGUACAAAGCGCUCCUUGAUUUCAUCCAAACCCCGGAUAUACGAGAUCGCUCGAGCAUAUUUCUGACCAGGAUAAAGUUCUUCCAUCUUCCGAUAACCUUCCUCAAGCUGCUCAUCCGAUUUUGCAUGUACACAAUACCGUACCCAAGCUUUGCAGAAAUUCGAGACAGCCAUGACGAUGUUCUCUUCGUCAACGAAACAGGGCCUUAUAUUGCUUUUGACAUUUUCUUGAAGAUGCCAGAAGCAGGAGAAGCGGUAAGCCUUGGGGAGGACAGACAUGAGAGCGUUGAUGAGUGCUGGGUCACGAUCGGUAAUGACAACCUUGACAUCCGGUUUGCCGACAAGUUCGAAGAACGAAUUGAGAGCUUGGGUAUACCAGUUUGUGGUUUCACGCAACAUCAAGAUGACUCCUGCAGUGUAUGUCAUACCUGUCGAUGUGGAUCCGACGAUAUGGAGCAUGGGCAUCCGGUACAGGUUCGUCUUGUAUGUGCAGUCGAAGAAAAGGACUUCGGGAAAUCGGUGAAUCAGUGCGCGAGCAGUUCGCUUGGUGUAAACCAAACCAAUGAGUUCAUCGCGUGUGUUGACAAACGGACGAUGGAGCUCAUCAUUGCUCACUAAUUGCCGAAUACAAGCAGCACUUGCACUGGAGCCAGCACGGAGAUCUGCACGACGACGAAAGGCGAGACGAUGCAAGUCUUCCGAUGUCAACAUUACCGUUGGGAAACGCUGAGACAUGGUACUGAUGAUGGAGGGGAAUGGAGUCCGGCUGUCGAUCAACGUGUUGAUCAGCUCUUUGGCUUCAGGCGUCCGCGAAGCACGCCGAAGAAGUGCAAUUCCAAUAUUGGCGACAGGCGGAUGAUUGUGCGAGGCAUUCACGACCUUCCAAGUCCAACAUUUGUCUCCACCAUGCUCUUUUACCUCUGCCUCUGCCAUCUCCCAAGCCACAGCAGCAAAAGGGCAUCCAUUUUUUACGGUCUGUAUAGUCCUAAUGCGCACAUCUUUGAAACUGUCCCCUCGUGUGCAGCGAUACUCGUCUCCAAAGAUGCACGAGUAUUGUAUCAAUUCUCUGCCCUCUUUGUGAGUUUUCGUUGGCUUCUUCCUUUUGCUCCGCCUAAUAACAGCAGCGAAGCCUUGUGAGGCUGCGUAAGCCUGGACAGCGCCUUUACACUCAUCUUUAGAUUGGUAGUACGCUUGCUCGUCGAACCCAGGGGUAGAGAUCAUCUCGUCGUCGUUGAAGGAGUCAAUGGGAGCCUGGAUAAUGUCAUCCUCACUAUCCUCUUCGUCGGCAAUAUUGGAGACUUCCGAUGAAUCCGAACCUUCCAUGGCAUGGAGAUUACCUUCAUCAAAAUCAAACGCCAUUGAUUGAUGUCCCGAGUAUAUUUCGGCCUCUGGGACGCGGAUAAUAGGAGAAGGUGGGCAGAUACCGGGUUGGGGAGAAAGAGGAUCCGAAGAGUGCAAAUCAGUCGAAGCCAUGAUGUUUUCGAAUACGUUAUAAGUUUCUUA